Molecule: messenger RNA, 1210 nt
Organism: Neolamprologus brichardi
Lineage: Eukaryota; Metazoa; Chordata; Actinopteri; Cichliformes; Cichlidae
Source: RefSeq, a predicted model, not a curated record
AGCGGAAGCGGACGUGCUACUUGUAUCUGCGUUUACCUGGCCGUUCAAGCUUUUCGGAUCUCUUGCUGACAUUAGUUUUCCAGUUCAGUGUUUUCUUGUUAUAGCUGUCCGUGUGAUGGCUAAAAUCGUGAUGUGUGAGACGCUUGAGCUCUACAAUAUCCUCAAUCAGUGCCGACGUGUGCCCAGACUCGCAGAGAUCAACUACCUGUGUUUGAUUGAUGCUAAUGAAGCCAAAGAUUACUACAGGAGUCACAUCAUAACUGCUAAAAAUGCUAAAAUGGACUCAGAGGGGACAUUCCUUCUUCCAGAGCUGGUGGAGGUUGAAAGUAUGCGGCAUGUGGUGGUCUACGACAACAACACAAGCUCUUUACAGGAGCAAGGCAGAGCAACUUCAUGUGCCCAAGUGUUCGCUAAGGCUAGCCUCAAUCCAGUCAAGAUAUUGAGAGGAGGCUUUCAGAGAUUCUCAGCUCAAUACCCUUUUUUGAGGACUGAGAAAAUCCUGAACACCAUCAUGGAAGACUCCUUCAAAGUGUUCCGUGGCACAGUUGCUCACGCUCCUCCUGAGUGGUACAGCUGUUGCAGCUACAGUGCUGGUCCUACAACAGUGUGGCAGCUGGGAGUGCUACUUUAUGAAAGCCUCCACAGAAAACAGUUUGAGACCCAAGAGUUUAUCAGGCACAAACUAAAGAUCAGCAACAGGCUCUCAAAAAGUAAAAUGGGUACAGAGUGGUACAUUCCAUUCACCUGCGGCACUGGUUCUGCUACGGUGUGGAGAGGACUGAAUACAAUCACCAGAUGGAGUACAGCGAGCAGAGAAGGCCCAGAGUCUGGAGACCAGUCUGAUUUAUAUUCAAGCUUUGAAAGGAUCUGCAAUUUUGUUAGUUCCCACAUCAACAUGGGCUCUCGUGUCCUGAUAGUUUCCAGGCAAGGCAGAAGCCGCGCCAGCGCAGUGGCCAUUGCAUUUCUCAUCCAUAACCUCAAAUACACACUAAAGGAGGCCUGGACGCAUAUGCUCAAAUGUAAACCCAUCAUGAGGCCAAACACAGGUUUUCUGCAGCAGUUGUCCAACUGGGAGCUUCACACUUUGGGAACAACAACGACUGAUUUUGUCUCGAUCACAUUUUUAACAAAAGAAGAAUUUUUUUAGUCAUCUGAACUCUGGAUUCUGUAUAUGUGGCCCAUGUAACAUUUAAAAUAUCUGAUAUACCUA